Acanthosepion pharaonis is the source of this 819-nucleotide messenger RNA. Lineage: Eukaryota; Metazoa; Mollusca; Cephalopoda; Sepiida; Sepiidae. The record is from the annotation of a GenBank genome assembly.
AUGUGGAAGUUUUUCUUAUUUACACUUUUAUCUAUCUAUCUAUCUAUCUAUCUAUCUAUCUAUCUAUCUAAUUUUAUAAAUCUAUUUCAUUUUUAUCUAUCUAUCUAUCUAUCUAUCUAUCUAUCUAUCUAUCUAUCUAUCUAUCUAUCUAUCUAUCUCACUCGUUGCUUAUUUAUCUAUCUCGUUCAUUGGUUAUCUAUCUCCCCUCCCUCAUUAUCUAUCUAUCUAUCUAUCUAUCUAUCUAUCUAUCUAAUUUUUAUAAAUCUAUUUCAUUUUUAUCUAUCUAUCUAUCUAUCUAUCUAUCUAUCUAUCUAUCUAUCUAUCUAUCUAUCUCACUCGUUGCUUAUUUAUCUAUCUCGCUCAUGGGUUAUCUAUCUCCCCUCCCUCAUUAUCUAUCUAUCUAUCUAUCUAUCUAUCUAUCUAUCUAUCUAUCUAUCUAUCUAUCUAUCUCAUUUUAUUUAUCUCCCCCUCUCUCUCUCUUUCUCUUUCUGUCUCUAUCUAUCUAUGCAAUUACGUGUUUCUAUAAUGGAUACGUAUGCCGGACCGUCAGCAUAUCACAAAAAAAUAUUGAAAUUCCCGAUAUUUCAUGAUGCGCAGACAACAGUUCAUAGCUUUUCCUUUUCUAUUCAUGAAAUUUUCUUUUUUUUAUUCUUUUUUUCUUUUUCAUUUUUAUUUAUUUUCCGUUCUUUUUUUUUUGUUUUCCUUUGUUUUUUUUGUUCUUGUUUAAAAAUCGUAUCCCGCCGCUUCAUGAUAGUGAAUGCGAUUGACGUCACCAAAUUGACGAUUCGAGCCGACGUAUGGAAGCACAAACGGAUCUGA